Lontra canadensis (Northern American river otter) is the source of this 1560-nucleotide messenger RNA. It is a transcript of the gene RALY, whose product is annotated as RALY heterogeneous nuclear ribonucleoprotein. The record is from RefSeq and is a predicted model, not a curated record. The transcript has 10 exons. Bases 313 to 1194 code for a protein of 293 amino acids. NCBI's taxonomy places the organism in Eukaryota, Metazoa, Chordata, Mammalia, Carnivora, Mustelidae. Gene Ontology annotation, cellular component: nucleus. Gene Ontology annotation, molecular function: RNA binding.
GCGGCGGGGCGCGCGAGUGGCGCGGGCGUAGGGCGGGCGCAGCCGGGAGAAGCUGAGGGGGCGGCAGCGGCGGCGGGGACGACUCCCGCGCGUGUGCUCAGCUCCUCACGCCGCGGCUGGGGCCGCCUUAUUCCUCCUUCUCUCCCUCCCUUCCGCCCCCGAGUGCGGCGGCACCGCCUCCUUCCGCGCCGCGCGGCUUCCUCCAGACCUCUCGGCGCGGGUGAGCCCUGUUCUCAGAGGCAGCUGGUGCUGACCCUGUGACACAAAAGAGAAAAUUGUGGGCUGAGCUGAGUCUUGGUACUGGUGGCCACCAUGUCCUUGAAGAUCCAGACAAGCAACGUAACUAACAAGAAUGACCCCAAGUCUAUCAACUCUCGGGUCUUCAUCGGAAACCUCAACACAGCUGUGGUGAAGAAGUCAGAUGUGGAGACCAUUUUCUCCAAGUAUGGCCGUGUGGCCGGCUGUUCUGUGCACAAAGGCUAUGCCUUUGUCCAGUAUGCCAACGAGCGUCAUGCCCGGGCAGCUGUGCUGGGAGAGAAUGGGCGGGUGCUGGCCGGGCAGACCCUGGAUAUCAACAUGGCGGGAGAGCCCAAGCCCAACAGACCUAAGGGGCUAAAGAGAGCGGCAUCUGCCAUAUACAGUGGCUACAGCUUUGACUAUGAUUACUACCGGGACGACUUCUACGACAGGCUCUUCGACUAUCGGGGCCGCCUGUCACCUGUGCCAGUGCCCAGGGCCGUCCCUGUGAAGCGACCCCGGGUCACAGUCCCCUUGGUCCGGCGCGUCAAAACCACCAUACCUGUCAAGCUCUUUGCCCGCUCCACAGCCAUUACUGCCAGCUCAGCCAAGAUCAAGUUAAAGAGCAGUGAGCUGCAGACCAUCAAGACAGAGCUGACACAGAUCAAGUCCAACAUCGACGCUCUGCUGGGCCGCUUGGAGCAGAUUGCUGAGGAGCAGAAGGCCAACCCAGAUGGCAAGAAGAAGGGCGAAAGCAGCAGUGGCAGUGGUGGGGGUAGUAGUGGUGGCAGCAGCCGGCCACCUGCCCCUCAAGAGGACACGGCUUCUGAGGCAGGCACGCCCCAGGGAGAAGCACAGACUCGAGACGACGGCGAUGAGGAGGGGCUGCUGACACACAGUGAGGAAGAACUGGAGCACAGCCAGGACACAGACGCGGAGGAUGGGGCCUUGCAGUAAGCAGCCUGGCAGGAGUGAUGGCCACCGGCAGGAGAAGGGCAUGCACUGUACCAGGCCUAAAGCUGGGCACCCACCCCUGGAGACUACCCCCAGCGGGUCCCAGGAGAGCUGGCAGCAGGCACCUCCUCCCCCACACAUCCCAGCCAGUGCCACAUCCUCUGCAGGUGGAGUUAUUGGCCUCCCCUUCCCAAGUGCCCUCCCUUUUGGCACUGCCCAGGCUACAGGGCAGAGCACAGAGGUUUCCCUACACUCUACCUCCCCUCCUAGGACACUCCCAGGCUUGGGGUUUUUCUAUAGGUUUGGAGAGGGGAGGGUCACAGGGAGGGUACCCUGACAAUAAAGAGAUUGGAUCCCAACUUGCUCUGA